Messenger RNA from Cydia fagiglandana, 2871 nucleotides. It is a transcript of the gene alc, whose product is annotated as 5'-AMP-activated protein kinase subunit beta-1. The transcript has 5 exons. Lineage: Eukaryota; Metazoa; Arthropoda; Insecta; Lepidoptera; Tortricidae. Gene Ontology annotation, biological process: signal transduction. The record is from RefSeq and is a predicted model, not a curated record. Bases 81 to 926 code for a protein of 281 amino acids. Gene Ontology annotation, molecular function: protein kinase binding. Gene Ontology annotation, cellular component: cytoplasm; nucleotide-activated protein kinase complex; nucleus.
CGUUUUUGCUUUUAGUGCACUAAAAUUUCUAUUAUUUCCUCAAAUGUGAGGUUUAAUUUGGUUAACUAUUUAUAUACAUAAUGGGAAACGCAGGUAGUAAUCAUCCCAAAGAAUGGCAUAAAGAUGCUGCAGCCAAACCAAUAGGCGCUGGUCCUUCUUCCCCAACCAAAGAAGGCGAGGCUUUUACGUUUGACAAAAAGGUAGACGACGAUCGAAGUGGCAGAGAUGACGACAAUAACAUUGAGGAUGGGGCUCCUUAUUAUACCAAGGCCGUGCCUGAGAGCGAGGAAGAAUUCGGUGUUAUGCGUGAACGAUCGAACACGUUGACUGAAGGAAGUAAAUCUACGGACGAAUCGAAAGUAUUGCCCACUGUGUUUAGAUGGGAAGGUGGUGGUAAACAGGUUUUCAUUAGUGGAACAUUUACUGACUGGAAGACAAUUCCUAUGGUGAAGAGUCAUGGAGAUUUUGUGACCAUAAUAGACCUCCCAGAAGGCGAACACCAGUACAAGUAUUUUGUGGAUGGAGAGUGGCGCAAUGACCCUACAGUGAAAUUAGUUGACAAUGGCAUGGGAUCCAAGAAUAACUUGGUAAAGGUGAAGUUGUCCGACUUUGAGGUGUUCCAAGCUCUGGCCAAGGACAGUGAAGGAGUACACAGCAGCGCCCAGACUGAGUAUUCACAGGAAAUUCCACAAGCUAAACCAUGGGAGAAGGUAUCAGGGCCACCAAUAUUGCCGCCUCACCUAUUACAAGUCAUAUUGAACAAAGAUACACCACUUUCAUGUGAACCAACUCUCCUACCAGAACCAAACCACGUGAUGUUGAACCAUCUAUACGCGCUGUCAAUCAAAGAUGGAGUCAUGGUCCUAUCUGCGACCCAUAGGUACAGGAAGAAAUAUGUUACCACCCUUCUGUAUAAGCCAAUAUAGGUCACGGUGCCAUGCUAGUUAUAAAGGUGAAAGACCCACAUAGACCGAUCAAUUUUGUUAGCAAUAUAAUAUAAUCCCCUUCACUGCCGGCGGCCCGCUAGGAGGGUUCUCUGUUCUAGGCGAUUUUUACAUAUGGGUUUUCCCGUGUAGGUUGCCAACGUCGAGCUGGUAGUGAAUCCGUUAAGGCUUGGCCACAUUUUGAGACCCGAACAUCUAGGCGUCACAAGACGUCUGAGACGUUAUACGCGUCUUGAUAAGUCAUGUGUAAGAAAUUUGAUCGUCAAUGUGGGUCUAAGGUUGUAACCCUACCCUAGUACAUGUAUGUACAGGUAUGUAUAGUGGAACAAUUUGACUUAAGACCGGAAUAACAGUGUGAAUAGAAGGCCCAAAGUUGGACCGACAAUCUGGUUAAGAUCGCAGAAUAGCUGAUAUGAUAUUUUUAUUUAUUUAAAGUUUAUCGUACAAUGUACAAAUGGGAGACUUGAUGCCUAGAGGCAUUCUCUACCAGUCAAAUAUUUAUUUAGAACUACUUAUUGCGAACAACUGAAGGACAUAAUAAACUACAUAUAAAAUACACAAAUAACAAGACUAUUGAUACAAGUGUGAACAGUAGGAAAUUCGCAACGAGGGGCGAUGGCAAAUUUUAAAAUACGACCGAUAGGAGUGCUUUCCAAUCGCCACGAGUUGCGAAUUAGGUACCUAUUCGCAACUGUAUCAUACGACGUUUUACAGUACAUAUGGCCCUUUAAAUUUUCGACGUAGUUACGUAAUGUGCUUAUUAUAGCACCCGGUGUCGUAAUGUAGCACUUGGUGUGAUGUGAAAAUUAUUAAUAUACUACUACAUACCUAUUUCAUAUACUUUUGUGUCAGAGUCAAAUUGUUUGAAUAUACAUGCCUUAUCGAUUUGUUCAGGAGUGUGCCUAGGUAAAUAUAAUAUUGUUAUUUAGGUUUUAGCAACUAGACAUUUACCCUUCACGCGAAAUGUACUAACAGUAUUCUUGUCAUUGUUUUAGCGUUUUUGCAUUGGCAAAAACUUAGCCACAGUUCGCUAAUAAGUCAUGAAUAAAGCAAUAUUUAAAAUAGAUGGCUUGGUCGGACUUCCUCUAACCGAAAUGGAGGAAUUUAGGGUUAUGUAAAACGCACAUGCUAUUUUUGUCCGUUUAUCGCAUUGGCAACGGGUGAAAUGAUUAACCGUUUGACUGCCAAGGGGCUAUUCAUAAAUUACGUCAUAUAAAAUUAGGAGGGGGGGGGGGGGGUCUGGACAUCGGAUGGUAGCAUGACGUAGGAGGAAACGGGGUCAUUCGAACAUGAUUUUGGAUGUCAUGUCAAAAAUCGUCAAAAAACGAUGACGUAAUUUAUGGACAGCCCCCAACGACGUCAUUCCACGUCGACGAAGAAAGGUUAUUGUGUCCAGUGUGUAGAGAAAUACCGAAAUAUGCAUAAUGCUUAAAUAAAAUCUUACAGGUACGAGUAUGCUGUUGUAUGUAGCUUUGAUUUCUAACUCGUAAGUUUUUAUAAAAAAUAUUAGAAAGUCAUAUUUGUUGCUUAUUGAUCAGUGAUAGACUCCGACCACGCUAGGUUUGCACUGAAUGGGCGGCGACAAUGUAUGUAAAUAUCAAAUAAUUAACGCCAUAGCUACUCGAAGCACCUGCCAUAAAAACAUAGCGUGGUCCGAUUUCACUCAUAGAUAGAUGGAAAAUAAUGGCUUGGAAAACGGUUUUAUGUCGGCGUGAUAUGACGUCGUUUGUAGUUAAAAGGGUUAGCAAAAUAAGGAAGUGAUGUAUAUACAUACAUAUAAAGACCAUGAAUAAAAUUCCAUUGUCAAAAUAUUAAGUGUGAUGUGCCUCAACGAAGCCCAAAUGAUGUCUCCCAAGAUAGUUUAUAAUGUAAGAAAUUCUAUUUAAUGAUUACUUACUUAAGUAUGAAAUAAAUUAUGCGCGUCGGU